Molecule: messenger RNA, 2007 nt
Organism: Rhopalosiphum padi (bird cherry-oat aphid)
Lineage: Eukaryota; Metazoa; Arthropoda; Insecta; Hemiptera; Aphididae
Product: AP-2 complex subunit mu
Exons: 1
Coding region: 155-1465 (436 amino acids)
Biological process (GO): clathrin-dependent endocytosis; intracellular protein transport
Cellular component (GO): cytoplasmic vesicle; AP-2 adaptor complex
Molecular function (GO): clathrin-cargo adaptor activity
Source: RefSeq, a predicted model, not a curated record
UUGAUAACUGAAGUACCGACCGUCGAGUCGUCAAGCGUCGGCCGUCGCGUACAUACAAGUUUAUUUAAUUUUACAGUUUAUAGUAUUUACUAUUUAAUAAUACUUAUACAAUUAUACGUGAUCGAUCGGGGACAAGACAGCCGCACACAUCAACAUGAUCGGCGGUCUGUUCAUGUACAACCACAAGGGUGAAGUCCUGAUAUCGCGAGUGUACCGCGAUGACAUCGGCCGCAACGCCGUAGACGCGUUCCGCGUGAACGUUAUACACGCGCGUCAACAAGUCCGCUCACCGGUUACCAACAUCGCGCGCACUUCGUUCUUUCAUAUCCGCCGAGCCAACAUUUGGCUGGCCGCCGUCACCAAGCAAAAUGUCAACGGUGCCAUGGUAUUCGAGUUCCUUAUACGGUUCACGCAGGUCAUGCAGUCGUACUUCGGUAAGAUCAACGAGGAGAACAUCAAGAACAACUUUGUGCUCAUCUACGAGUUGCUCGACGAGAUACUUGACUUUGGCUAUCCGCAGAAUUGCGACACAGGUGUACUUAAGACGUUUAUCACACAGAUGGGCGUCAAGUCGCAGAGCAAGGAGGAGCAGAUGCAGAUCACGUCGCAGGUCACUGGCCAGAUUGGCUGGCGACGUGAAGGCAUAAAGUACCGCCGUAACGAGCUGUUCCUCGAUGUGCUGGAGUAUGUUAAUUUGCUCAUGUCACCUCAGGGUCAAGUGUUGUCAGCGCAUGUUGCAGGUCGCAUACUUAUGAAGUCCUACCUAAGCGGCAUGCCUGAAUGCAAGUUUGGUAUCAAUGAUAAGAUAGUUAUGGAGUCCAAAGGCACCAAAAUCCUUGAUGACACAGGCUCGAGGACAGCUUCUGGUAAACCAGUUGUUGUCAUUGACGAUUGCCAAUUUCAUCAAUGUGUGAAACUUUCAAAAUUUGAAACUGAACAUUCCAUAAGCUUCAUUCCACCUGACGGUGAAUUUGAGUUGAUGCGUUACCGUACCACCAAAGAUAUAUCAUUGCCGUUUAGAGUUAUACCAUUGGUAAGAGAAGUAGGUCGUACUCGCAUGGAAGUUAAAGCCGUAUUGAAGUCUAAUUUCAAACCCUCCUUGCUAGGGCAAAAAAUCGAAGUAAAGAUCCCUACUCCCUUGAACACAGCCGGUGUUCAAUUGUUAUGUCUAAAAGGAAAAGCCAAGUACAAGGCUUCAGAUAAUGCAAUUGUGUGGAAAAUUAAAAGGAUGGCAGGUAUGAAGGAAACACAGUUAUCGGCUGAAAUCGAUCUUUUAGAAACUGAUACUAAGAAAAAAUGGACAAGACCACCAAUUUCAAUGAAUUUUGAGGUACCAUUUGCUCCUUCUGGGUUCAAAGUUAGAUAUUUAAAAGUGUUUGAACCAAAGUUGAAUUAUUCCGAUCACGAUGUUGUUAAAUGGGUUCGUUAUAUUGGGCGAAGUGGAUUGUAUGAAACUAGGUGUUAAACAAAUAAACUACUAUACUUAAUUUAAUUAUUUCCCUGUAUUCUGUUCCAGAAUUGUUUACAUAUUUAUUAAUAUAAAAUAUAAUAUUUAUUGUAUCAUAUUAUCAUAUUUUUAAAUUUAUAAUCCAUUCAGUAUAAUAUAUUGUAUGAUUAAAUACAUUUAUUGUUAUUUAGGCUAGUCAUUUAUGUAAAUGAUAAGUAAUAUUUAAAUGUAAUUCAAUUUAUAAAAAUAUUGGUCUAUAUGAUUAUUAUUAUUACUAUUAUUAUAGGUACCUAUAUAGUUGAUUUAUAAUUUUUUAUAAUUUUUUUUUUCUUCUUUAUUUGAUCUGCAUUAUGUUUUUUAGGUAUUUAUUAUUUGUAAAACUAUGGAUUAUAACCAAGUUUAAAUGUAUAGAUAUUAUAGAUGAAUAUAAAUUAAUGUAAUCAUUUAACACGUAACAGACAACUGUUGAUUCAUUACUAUAACGUAAUAAUAUUGAUCCUAUUCAGGUAAAUAUGUUUUUCGUGAUUUAUUAUAAUAUAAUAUAAUAAAAUUAAUUAUGA